Pocillopora meandrina is the source of this 5164-nucleotide messenger RNA. The record is from the annotation of a GenBank genome assembly. NCBI's taxonomy places the organism in Eukaryota, Metazoa, Cnidaria, Anthozoa, Scleractinia, Pocilloporidae.
GAAACACUACAAUAGUUAUUCAUAAACCGUUUGUUCUGGAAAGUAGGCCAAUGUAAUCUUAAAAUAACCUAACUCAGUCGGUUAGCAAAGCAUUGCAUAAUGUCUUAUUUUGGUAAGAACAAUUUUGGCGAAAGUCCAGGAUUUGACGCAGUUACGAUUUGAUUCACAGAAAGUCCGGCCGGUGAAGAUAAACACUGUGAGUAUUUCCUCUUGCAAAACUUAUCAAAAUCUGAAUAGAUAGCAAGUUUUACACUCAAAGCUGUAAUUUAAAGCGAGGAAUUGGGUCUAUAGUGGUUGGCCUUGAUUAUAAACCCCUCGAAAUAAUUCUCUAAAGUUCUUAGCACACCACGAUCCCAAAAGCCAAACCCCCGAGAAAAGCUUCUUUCCGCUUUUUUGGCUUGUUUUGGUUGUUCUACUUCCUAUAUGCGAGUGUUCACUUGAUGUUACGGGGACGUCAACCAUACCCCUUACAAGCCUUACUGAUAACGAUUUUCUAAGGACUAGAAUUUAACAGCGGUAACUAUUUGCUAAAGGUUAGUCUCCCUAGUUCAAGGAUUCAUCUAAAGAUGAAUUAAGAAUUCGAUACUACUGCUAACUUGGCUCAAAAUUUAAGCACCCUGUGCUCGAACUUUUUGCAGCCAAUCGCUCAUCCGCUGGAAAGAAAAAAAUAAUAUAAACAAAAGAAUAAACAAAUAGUACAUUAUUUAAUGACGAUUACCAUUUUGCAGACUCGAGCACCUUCGGGAUUGAAUUUGCAUUUGAUUGAAUAAGAAAUCGGAAAAGUCAGUCACCUGAUCAGGAAUGCAUGUCGUGAUGUAUUAUGUUUCUAAGAACAAAUUAGUGAGCGGAAGUUAGUUCCUAAUUUGAAGCAGUUUCGAUUUCAUUUACAAAAAAGAUCAAGUCACUCUUGAUCAACAAGGUGAGUAUUCUCUUUGUCAAAUCUUUUGAAGUUCAACCGAAUCUUUUUCCUGAGUCUAAAGCCGUUUGCAGCUGCUGCAUAGAACAAAGUAAAGCGUUGUGCAUUCACUUUGUAAGACAAAGUAAAGCGUUGUGCAUUCACUUUGCCUUGCGUCGAUGUAUUUAGGGAUUAGCACCGCGAAGUCAAGAUGAGUACUGAGAGCAAUUUUGUCAUCUUGUGGAAGAAUUACUUCACAACAAUCACAGCGGCAAAUCUAGUCACCGGCUGAGUUGUUUUCAGUUCAAUUACCAUACGAUUUCUUGAUCUUGGAAAUAAAAAGCUACUUUCUAUAUGGAUAACAAUAGUUCUGUAAGAAAUAGCGAACCCAUCAGAGAUGUGGUGUUUGAACCUCAUGAAAUGGUAGCAACUCGCUUAAUUAGAGGGAGACUUUUACCGCUUUCACUAAUGAGAUUCAAGAGUCAUCCAAAGUUUGUGUCAAACGCGGCUACUAUAUUCAUAUUUCGUUAGGUGUUGCAUAAAUAGCACGAGUCAGAUAACUGUCGUCUGGUAACGAUCAUCACUAAGAAAACUAAAAGAAGAGCAGUCGAAUUGAGAAAAUGAAUGUUCCUUUUUUCAGUAAUCGCGCCGAUACUAAAAGCAUAGGGGAGUUAAAGAUAAUCUUCUUUAUGUGAUUGUUUGCGACCGUGUUUGAAGCGCAACCUGCUCUAUAGAAAUCUAAUUACCACGAACACAAACCAGUCAUUUAGUUUACCAAAUUUUGGAUGUUAUACCUUGUUGAAAUAAAUGACAGGCUUGCACGGGUGUAUGCGAUUGGAGAGAUGAACAAAAUUAAUAACAUGGUGUGACAUUUUUGGUUUGUGACGCUUUCACGGCAGUCUCCUUAGUUUGGUCAGAUAAAUUAUAUAUGCUCAAAAUUUGAGCAUUAUGCUUUGAGAGUCACCCCUGAAAGUAUAGCAUUAUGCAUAAAAUUCUGCUCAACGUGAUAACAACUUUUAAGAGAGCCUCAACUACCCCUCCCCCAUUCCUACCACCAAAAUCCCUACCACCAUUCCUACCAAAUUUCAGAAUACGAUAUUUUACUGGAUCAAACUCCUUAAGUGAACGCAAAAGAAGGAGGCCCACAGUUGAAAUUGCUCAGAAUUUAUCUCUUGUUGAACUGUUACUUCAAGGGAAUUUUUGAGAAGUUUAAUCCUUAAGCCUGCAUUAUGCUCGAUGCUGUGACUGUUUUAUGGCCAAAAUUAUGCCGGCAUAAUUUAUCCGAUCCUACUCCAUAGUUCCGUCACCCAGUACGUUCUGAUGGCAAAGAGAAAACACAAUGAACAAUAAAAAUAAAUAAAUAAAUAAAAAAUAGCUGGAAAGAAGAAUACUCCAACAGACUUGUAGCUCUUUAAUAUAGCUUUCCAUAGUCGACACAAAGGUUUCAUUUCCUUACCUUUCAAAUAUUUUUGUCUCAUCCUAAGCUCAAUUCUUGAGGUUGAAUCCCAAACUGAAGACGUCGUUACAAGGUAAUUUCACCAGUUGACUUUUUCAAAUGAUUCCGUUGUCGUGUUUUAGAACGAAAGGCUUUCAUAAGGCUAUCAUAAGGCUCUCGUUAUGGAUCUUGAGGUUUCUUUAGCUUGACUUCAUAUUUUUAAUAUUAUGCAGGAAUCGCUUCACAGAAGACGUGUCAAUAGUUAAAAGGACAUUUUUCAUUCAAAGACUGCGUAAGUGGUGUUUUUUCUCCAAUUUUGUUUUAUGGUGAUAACGUUUUCUCCAAGCUUAUAUUAUCCCAACAUUUUCAUUAAUUCAUAGAUCUUCCAUGCACUUUUGAGUUAUGAAAAAGCUUUGUACCCAGCGUUUAAAAAGCGACUCCAUCUGUACCAAGAUUCCUUAUCGAUCAAACUCUUCAUGUGAGCCGUGACGUCUCUGCAUGAGGCUCUCUUGCCUGCCCUUAUUCAAACUGAAUGCAAUUGCUGGAUCAUGAUAAUAUCACCUAGGUCAUUUGUCACCUGUUAUUCUGUUGACUCUGAAAGCGCACGCCCUAUUUUCUGUUCUGUUGAGAGCUCAGAUCAGUUCCUGUACCUUACUUCUCUCCUGUGAUUGUGUUUUAGUCAUGGGUUAUCAAACGGCUGUGAAUAUAUGAAGUAAUAUAUUUGAACAGCGGAUAAAGACGUGAAUAUGAAAGUGAUCUUCGCAGUUAUGAACACUACUUGAGCAGUAGUGAAAAGAAGGCCUGAAAAAAAAAUUCAGACCUGUACGGGAUGUGAACCUAUGACCUCUGCGAUACGGAUGCAGUGCUCUACCAACUGAGCUAACAAGGCAACUAGGAUAUGGUUACUGUGUUGGUUCCAAAUAAACCUGUGAAGUGGUGAAUAAACGGCCGUGAAUAUAUGAAAUUCAUAAAUUUGAACUGCCCGUACAGGCCUGAAUUUUUUUUCAGGCCUUCUUUUCACUACUACUCAAGAACCAAUACAGCUCCCAGUUGGUUGGUUAGUUGGUAUCGCAGAGGUCUUGGGUUCAAAUCCCAUAUGGGCCUGAAUUUUUUUCAGGCCUUCUUUUCACUAUUGCUUAAGUAGUGUUCAUAACUACGAAGAUCGCUUUCAUAUUCAUGGGUCAUUGGAGUGUAAGCUCUGAUAUAUACUGCAUUUUAAGGCUGUUUCGAUUAUCAUUUUCCAGAUUUUGCGGACAUAUGUUGGUUUGUCCACUCAGUGUUGUUUUUUUAAAGCAAACAUGCUGACAGAAGCAGGUCACAGCUCAGAAAGUGCUGCGAGUGAAUACACAACAAACAGCUCACCUGCCGACGAGAACACACCGCUAGUGCGAGAGGAUAAUUCAAGAAGUCGCCAAGUCAGAUGCUGUGAACAUUUCAAUUGUCGCCAUUUCUUACUAAUUGGCCUUUCUUUACUGUCUUUUGCUGAGUUGGUUUUGCUUAUAAAAAGCACAUUUCUGAUUCCUCGCAAAGAGCAUUUGAAAGCGACUGUUUCCUUGAAUGUAGUAGAAAUUGGAAAUUGUUUUUUUUUCCUGGGAAUCAUUGUAAAAUCCCCAUCAUUCGCCGGUUUCUUAACAGUUCUUAGAGAUCUGUGUUUUCUGCCAAAUUUUUGGACCCUGCUUUUAUUUUUUCUACUCUAUUUGAUUGGUGGCUUAAUAAAUAUCGACAUUUAUCGUGGAUUGUACAUGAAUUGUACACAACAUCGGAAUGAUGAAAAAUGUUACAGAUUUCAAUUAGCCGUCGUUAAAAGUAUUCUUGAAAUAUUGGAUUUCUUUACAAUGAUGAUAUUAGUUGUAUUUCUAAAUCACACUAAUCUUCGUUAUACGAUAUCAGGUCGCGUGUGGGUGUAUAGAAUGCUUAAGGGAACUUUAGUUAUGUUUUGUUUCCGCGUUUUCGUCCCCGUGGUCGUCAACAUAACGAACACAAGUAUUACUUUGAUUGAUGUCCCAGAUAAAGACGCGGACACAAUAAAGGCCCAAAUCAUUAACGAAAUUUUGUUAUUACCAUUUUGCAAAAAAAUCAUUGAACUCCUUUGGCAAAAAAUCUUCUUCGAUGAAAAGUGUAUCAUUGGCAAGAUAAGGAGAAACAGAGGUACACGCCAAAUUACUUUCGUCGUUUAACUCAAUUGUGAUUUUCUGCAUUUCUGUCAGGUUUAUGAAAAUGUAGGUUUGUAACACCUGUGGUAAUUAGUUUGACAGAACAUGUUUAAUAAGUUUGUCUAUGGAAAGUAUUUCAGGAAUGCAUUGGUUUUCACUUAGACUACAAGGUGAGAUUGAGACAGCUCGCACCACUAUCUUAACCAAUCAAGUGCAAUUGUGUGUAUUUGAUAUCUUACCAGGGUCAAAGCCGUCUGCAGCUUCGCCUCGAAUUAUAAUUGAAAGUCAAGGUAAUUGCGCCCUGACUCUUGAUUGAAUAGACACCGUUAAAUACGACCUAGAUCUUUAAAAGGGCUUCAACAGUCAUAUUUCAUUUUUUUCCCACUGUUACAUAGUCAUGGUCUUAUUCAGAUCAUAAAUAAUCAUCAAUGCAACUUAAUUUAUAUUUUAGUUACUUAAGGUUUGAUUUUCCUGCUUUUUGUCAUAUUUUGUUACGCUAUUUAUUGUUAUCAAUUUAAGGAAGUUUAGUUAUCAAAAUUUUUUCAGCCACGUUUGUGUCAAAUGAGAUAAAUUAUGUAGAUAAACUGCUUAAUUUGGUUAUAGAUUAGAUGAGGUGAUCUUCGCUCCUGCUGGGCGCAUAAGGCGUCGACCACAGAUCUACACCGGACCCUGCUUUUUAUG